GGGCGAUGGCGGCGGCGGCGGCGGCGAGGGGAGCGGGCGGCGGGGCGGAGCUCGUGCAGCUGAACGUGGGCGGCCGGAGGCGAGUGCGGGGGGGGGGUCGGCGUCGCCAUGGAGACGCCUGGCCACGCCCCCUUGAGGGCCAAGGCGCUAGUCCUCAGGGCCCCGCGCGGACCCGCAGCCGCUUUCCUUGGGGGCCGGGGGGGGGGCGGGGACCUUCUGCCCGGCCUGCGCUCACGGCCCCUCCUCCUUUCUCUGCAGGUUCAGCACCUCCCGCCAGACCCUCACCUGGAUCCCGGAUUCCUUCUUUUCCAGGUGCCCGGGGGGGGGAGGGGGAGGGGGGGAGAAGAGCCCCUUCGGUCGUCUUCGAGCAUUUACACCCCUAAUUAUAAGAGUGGCUGGGGAAACCCAGCCAAAUGGGCAGGGUAUUAUUUAUUAUUAUUAUUAUUAUUAUUAUUAUUAAUACCCCGCCCAUCCAGCUGGGUUUCCCCAGCCACUCUUGGAAGCACCCAACAGAUUAAAAAUAGAAUAAAACAUCAGUCAUUAAAAACUUCCCUAAACAUGUCUUCUAAAAGUCUGGUAGUAGUUGUUCUCUUUGACAUCUGGUGGGAGGGUGUUCCACAGGGCAGGCGCCACCACCGAGAAGGCCCUCUGCCUGGUUCCCUGUAACUUGGCUUCUUGAAGGGAGGGAACCACCAGAAGGCCCUUGGAGCUGGACCUUGGUGUCCGGGCUGAAUGAUGGGGGUGGAGACGCUCCUUCAGGUCUACUGGACCGAGGCUGUUUAGGGCUUUCAAGGUCAGCACCAACACUUUGAAUUGUGCUUGGAAACAUCCUGGGAGCCAAUGUAGGUCUUUCAAGACCGGUGUUAUGUGGUCUUGGCAGCUGCUCCCAGUCACCAGUCUAGCUGCCGCAUUCUGGAUUAGUUGUAGUUUCCGGGUCACCUUCAAAGGGAGCCCCACAGAGAGCGCAUGGCAGUAGUCCAAGCGGGAGAUAACGAGAGCAUGCACCACUCUGGUGAGACAGUCUGCGGGCAGGGAGGGUCUCAUCCUGUGUACCAGAUGGAGCUGCUAGACAGCUGCCCUGGACACAGAAUGGACCUGCACCUCCAUGGACAGCUGCGAGUCCAGAAUGACUCUGCGCACCUGCUCCUUCAGGACACAGUUGCCCCAUUCAGGACCAGGCUGUCCCCCACACCUGUUGUUGGAGGCUGCCUGUCUUCAGCAUCAGGGGUCAGAAGGAUGGGUCACAGGUAUUACUUAAAAACUAAUAAAUUAAGGUGUAGCCCCAUUGCAGGUAUUUCUUGUCCUCUUGCGUGAUGUGUGUGUUUGUGUAGCCCCACGUAGAGCACAUGGCAGUAGUCCAAGUAGCCCCAUCCGAUUUGGUCCUCGAGGAAGGGGGAAGCCCUGGGACCCCCUGCCCAGGGAAUGCUGGCUGGGCUGCAGGGCAUCUCUCCCCUGGACUUGGAGGCCUCGUCAAGAAUUUCGGGGGGCGCGCCAAGCAGCCUCCCCCUGAGGGUUGUUGCUGGGAGGAGGCUCAGGAUGCUCAGCCCCCAAGAGCCCCAUUUCCUGCAGGGUUGCCUGCAGAGCUGCCUCUGAACAGCCGUGGGUCUCCAUGGGGGGAGGAGAGGCCACAUGUUCCGUGGCGACAGGGGAAGCCAGCCUGACUCGUCUGCCUGGGCCACCUUGAGCGCAGGCCUUCAGGGUGGCUCUGCCUCUCCAGCCUCGCUUGCCCUGAUUCAGCAGCAGCCUCACCUGCAUCCGUUUGACUUGCAGCCUCCUCAGCGGACGGAUCUCCACCUUGAAGGAUGAAACGGGGGCGGUGAGUGGCUCUGAGAUCCUUUUCCUUGCCCUGUUCCUGGAGAGCGGGAUGAGGGUGGCACAGAGGGUGGCAGGAGGGGUAGAUAACCUGGUGCCCUCUUGGACUGCAGCUCCCAUCAUCCCUGACCCCCCUAGCGAGCGGCUGGUGGGAGCUGGAGUCCAAUAGAGAAUUUUAAAGGUGGAAGGGACCCCAAAGGGUCAUCUCGUUCAGCCCCCUGCAGUGCAGGAGUAGCAGCUAAAUCAUCUCUGAUGGGUAGCCGUCCAGCUUCUGUUUAAAAACCUCCAAGGAAGGAGAGUCUGCCACCUUCCCAGGGAGUCUGUCCCUCUGCCAAAUGUCUCUUGCCGUCAGAAAGAUCUUCCCAAUGUUUGGAGGCCCCAUGUCCAAACUGUCCGUGCUGUGAGGAAUUAAGUGAAAUGAACACCCGGCACAUCUGCAGAAUCACAUCUGCCUAAAUGGGGAGAAUGAGACUUCUUCCCCAAGAGCUUCUCUGGGCUCCGUUCCUGUGGAGCAUUUCUCAAGACGGAUGCAAGCAUAAUGAAGUUUUGAUUGGUGGACUUGGCACUACUACAGAACUCAGUCUUUUAGUGUGGCAACACUUUGGAACUCCCUGCCUAUUGACAUCAGGCAAGCAUGAUGAUUGUCUUUUUGGCACCUGCUAAAAACAUUUUUGUUUAGACCAGCCUGUUCAGUUGCUUAGAAAGUUCAUGUGAGUUUUGAUCUGUUUUUAGUCUGUUGUUAGAUUCAGAUAGGUAGCCGUGUUGGUCUGACACAGUCGAAAUAAAUAAAAUAAAUAAAUAAAUAAAUGUCCAGUAGCACCUUAGUUGGUCUCUAAGGUGCUAGUGGACUUUUUUAUUAAUUUAGUCUAUUGUUAGUUUUAACUUUUUGAAUGUCUUAAAUGAUUGCUGCUCAUUUUUCUCAGUGAUGCUUUUAUUAUUUUAUUUUUUGGAAAACUACUUUGAGGUUCUUUUGACAAUCCAUUGGUAUAUAAAUGUUAUGAAAUAAAUACAUAAAUUAUAAGCUGACUUUGGCAGCAGGCCUCAAUGGCAGCUGGGAUGGUGCCCCCCCCCCCUUUUCAGCACACAAACUGUGUUUUUCUGUCUGCUACUCUGGCCUUCAUCCCCCUUCUCACAUCAGACUCUGUGAGCAGCUUCUCUUCCCAGGGCUGCAGUCGUAUUGCAUGGCAGGAGAAUCCCUUGGCUCGGUCUUUUUGGGACACACUGCAAGCUACCUUGGUGCAACUCUGCAGCCAAACACCCCCCUGUCUCUUUCCUCCUAGAUCUUCAUCGACCGAGACCCCGAUAUCUUUGCCCCCAUCCUCAACUUCCUCCGGACCAAAGAGCUUGACAUCAGGUACGGUAGGAAGACCUCAGCAGCCUCUCUAGGCUGGGCAUGGAGCCGGGGGCUGGAGGGGGGUCUGUGUCGUGCUCUGCUGUUCCAGCACUUUCUUUUGAGAUUCCUUGGGAGGCAGGUUGUGCCGGAUCAGGUCCAGCAUCCUUUUCUCACAGUGGCUGACCAGAUUAUUGGAGGCGAAUUUUCCCUGGUGGCAGACGACAGAACCACGAGACUGAUGUAAAAUACUCAAACAAGAGUUUUAUUACGGCUAUACAAAUAACAAACACAAAGGAUGUAGAUGUUCUCUUUCUCAGGCAGUUGCAAACUGCAACUUCUCUCUUCAUUCACAUCACCAGCUGUGCCUAAUUAGCCGGAAAACCACACCCAGAACUCAUAGAAAAAGUCCUUAAAGUUAUCUGCACCCUUAUCCUUCGUGACAAAUGAUACUGAACACAGAUGCCGGGGAAACCCACAAGUGAAAUCUGAGCCCUCUCCUCCUCCGUGAAUUUGUCCAGUCCUCUUGUUAAGCCUUCCAGGCUGGUGGCCAUCAGUUCCGCAGUUUAACUCUGCUGCGUCAAGUAGGACUUCGUUUUCUCUGUCCUGAAACUCCCAGCCUUCAGCUUCACUGCAUCUCCAAGAGUUCUAGAGUUAGGAGAGAUGGAGAACAACUUCUCUGUCCCCACUUCUUCCAGGCCAUGCCUAAUCUUAUAAGCCUCUGUCAUGCCACCUCUUUCUUGUCAAUUCUCUAAACAAAAAAUUCCGAAUGCUUCAACCUUUCUUCCUAGCCCUCACUUUCCCUCUGGCCUUUUUGGCGGAUGGGGUGGGUGUCUUCCAUGCAAACCUGGGGGGAUGAGGCUCCCUGGUGACCUUUCUCUUUGUGCCCCCAGGAGGACCAACGUGUCACUGCUCCUGCACGAAGCGCAGUUCUACGGGAUCACGCCACUAGGUAUGCACAAAGGGGCAUCCGACUUGCCUUGGCAGCACAUGGUUUGUGGUUGUUUUUGCAAAGUCUGGAUUUUGGGGGUGGGUGGGGCUUGCACCAUGUUGUGGUCCCAAAUACUUGGUGCUUUGGUGAUUUGUCUCUGCUCUCCCUGCUUUAAUUUUCUGGUCCAGCCCCCCCCCCCCCCGCUGCACUCUGACCCACCUCCAGAGAGGCAGCAGGGCUGGGUGGGCGAGGGGCCUCAGUGCCCCCCAGGGUCAAAGGCCACGGUGGGCUGAUCUGAUCCUCUUCCUUGCUUCCCUUGUGUCUAGUGCGCCGCCUGCAGUUACGUGAGGAGCUGGAGCGCUCAUCCUGCGGGAGUGUCCUUUUCAAUGGCUACCUGCCGCCACCAGGUAGGAGGCAGGGCACACCUGGGGAAGGGAGGGGGGGCUUUGCAGGACUUUGGGUUUACUUAUUUAUUCCAUAAAAUUUGCACACCACUUGAUUGAUCAGUAACCCUCAAAGCAGUUUAUCAAAGGAUAAAACAAUGUUAUCAGGCAAAAUCUACAAUACUUGGCCAACUCCCAAGAGACUGCGACCUACUCACAAAAUUAAAAACUGGCAGUGAGCUUCUUUGGGGGGAGAGCCAGUGAUCUAUCACAGACGUCCAGUGAUCUGUCAGUAGAUCACGAUCUACCUGUUGGACCUGCCUGCUUUAAAAUAUACUAAGCAGAUUAAAACUUGCAUGGACUUUCUAAGCGCCUGGGCAGGCUUGUCUAAACAGCGAAUGAUUUUAGCAAGUGCCCGAAAGAGUGUCUGCCUGACGUCAAGGGGCAGGGAGUUCCAAAGUGCAGGUGCUGCCAGACUAAAAGAUUGAUUUCUUAUAAACACGGAACAGGGAUUAUGUGGCACCUGUAAGUGGUGCUAGUUCUGCCAGUUUAAGUGGUCAGGUGGGCACAAGAGGGGUGAGGAGGUCCUGCAGGUAAACUUGUCCUAAGUGGUUAAGGGCUUUGCAUACUAAUACUAAUGCCUUGAGCAGCCCGUGGCAAAUGGGCAACCAGCGCUGACCUCUGAGCACCAAAGGCGGGAUAUGCUGGCCAGACCUCCCUCGUGCUGCGGUAAUUUGGGCUGGGGGUGGAGGUCCCGGUGCCCAUGACGAAGGCUGGGCUGGCUCUGCCUCUCCUCCACUUUGCCCUCUUGCUCAGCCAUCCUCACCCCUCCUCUCCUUCCCAGUCUUCCCUGCCAAACGGAGGAACCGCCACAGCGUCACGGGAGCACAGCUGGCGGCCCGCGCGGCGAACAUCUCGGAGCGGGGCCUGGUGCGCCGGAGCAACACCAUGCCUCCCAACCUGGGGAACGCAGGGCUCCUGGGGCGGCUGCUGGAGGAGAGGGCCUCAGCCACAGGUACGUGCCACUCCGGGGAGAUGGGGGAAGAAGGGGCAGGGGCUGCCAGCAGGAGGGAGUUUGGGUCUGGGUCUCAGAUGCUGGGGGGGGGGUCUCCCUUGCCCCACCCUCUCUGCUGUCAAACGGGGGCAACAACCAGGGAACUGCACACCUCCCAUGUUCCCACUUUCGGGGUCAGUGGUUCCCUGAGUGGGUGGCGUGGUCCUGUGGGGGGCAGCGUGGUAUAGUGGUAAAGAGCGGUAGACUCGUAAUCUGGGGAACCGGGUUCGUGUCUCUGCUCCUCCACAUGCAGCUGCUGCGUGACCUUGGGCCGGUCACACUUUUCUGAAGUCUCUCAGCCUCACUCCCCUCACAGAGUGUUUGUUGUGGGCGAGGAAGGGAAAGGAGAUUGUGAGCCGCUUUGAGACUCCUUAGGGUACUGAUAAAGUGGAAUAUCAAAUCCAAACUCUUCUCCAAACUCUACAAAGUAUAUACGUGUUGAUCUAUCCCAUAUGGGGAUAAUCCCAGUGUCCUCUGUUGGCUGGAAGCUAACAGAGCAUCUCUAGCUAAAAAACUGUUCCAACGAUGAAGGAAGUCAAAAAGAGAGAGUGUGCUGCGUGCCUUGUCCUUUUGUUACCUGGACAGGUAAGGUCACACCCACCUCUAGUCACAUGCAAAGGAAGUAUGUCCCAGCCAGGAGGAAACAGGAGGUUUUUGACUGGCUGGACCAAACAUCCCCUUGCAUGUCCACUCUAGGAAAACAAGGAAUGUUGUACUUGACUGCUACUUAUGUGUCACAUCCCACAUGCAUCCCAAAUGGGGCAUAUUUAUCCCCUGGGAUCUGACCAGGCGAGGCUGGGGAGCUGGCCUGUGGUGAUCCCAGUUCCCCUUUUCCACUGGCCCCGGGUGCCAGAAGGGGGAUGUCCCACAGGGGAACAGCCAGGAAGGGGAGGGGCCUUGCUCAGCGUCUCUCUUUGUGUCCACCUCUUUCCUCCAGGAGGGACGGGUGACCCUGGCGUGGUGCGUCUGGUGUGUGGGCACCACAACUGGAUUGCGGUGGCCUUUGCUCAGUUCUUCGUCUGCUACCGGUGAGUGGCCCUCUGGGGCAUGGGGAGGCAAACUAAGGCCGGGGGGUCAGAUCCAGCCCAAUCGCCUUCUCAUUCCGGCCCACGGACGGUCCGGGUAUCAGCGUGUUUUUACUUGAGUAGAAUGUGCCCUUUUAUUUAAAACACAUCUCUGGGUUAUUUGUGGGGCAUAGGAAUUUGUUCAUUUCCCCCCCAAAAUGUAGUCCAGGCCCCCACAAGGUCUGAGGGACAGUGGACCGCCCCAUGCUGGAAAAGUUUGCUGACCCCUCUCUUGGGCCUCCCCAGCCCAGGGGUUCAGCGGGAUGCUCUGGGUCCAAGAGCGCCCUCCUUCCCAGGCCCCCCCCCACCCCGCUUCCUGACUGCUCUCUCUGUCCCCUAGGAUGAAAGAGACGUCUGGCUGGCAGCUGGCUUUCUGCAGCCCCCGGCUGGACUGGGUCAUUGAGCGGUUGGCGCUGAACGCCCGGGUGCUGGGGGGCUCCCUGGGGGACAGCGACAAGAUGGUGGCGGCCGCCUCCUGCAGCGAGAUCCUCCUCUGGGCUCUGCAGCCCGACGGGAACGGCACAGAGAUUGGUGAGGCCUGGCAGCGGGAACAGGCAGCCUCCAGUUGGGGGAGCUCACAGGCACUGCCCAGGGCCAAGUGGAGUGGCCCCUCCGAUGGGCACUUAGGUCCAGCCUCGGGGAGUUUCAGCCCCCCAGCCCUGCUGCCCCCUGGCAUUUUCCCAGCCCCAAGCCCAGUGAGCUCCCAGUCCUGGCUGGGUCUAGCAGCUGGAUUAGAUGUCUCCCCCCUCCAAGGCUGGAUAGCGAUAUAUCAUUUUAAUAUCAUCUUCAUUUAGAGCAUAACAUGCUGUAAAUUUUAUGGAAAUAUAGACAGAUAAAUUGUAAACAGACCAGAACAUUGGCAGGAUUAUUGUAAUAACCUGCAGUUUCAUAAGAGUAUAUAUUUUAAGUAGAUGGAUAAAGGUUUCUGUUUGAUUUAUCCUCAGUUUUGCCUGGGGAGUGGGCAUCAGGAAGGUGUUCGUCCUCUCAUUGGUACAUGCGAGGAAAGGAAACCCUGGCUCUUCGAAAUUUCCUUUCUUGCAGUGCCUCUCUGUGUUGCUUCACAUCCCACAAACACUGAUCUCCCGUGAGACCUUUAAAAGGGGGCUGGGCGGGUCUGCUGGUGCCCCAAAGGCUACCCCUCCUGCCUCUGGAGGUUGGGGGGAGGCCCCCCUUGUGCCUUUCAUGCCCCACUUUUGGACUUCCCCUUUGGCCCUCUUCUCCUGGUCUGAUCCAAUGGGAAUGUUCCUCGGACUCUCUCUCUCUCCCUCUAGGUGUCUUCCACCUAGGAGUCCCCGUGGAGGGUCUGUUCUUCGUGGGCAGCCAGCUCAUCGCCACCAGCCACACAGGGAAGAUUGGCGUCUGGAACGCAGUCACCAAACACUGGCAGGUGGGCAGGCGGUCCAGCGCCCGGUCUCUGGGUGAAGGGUGGCAGGGGCUGCGGCUGCAGACGUCUUCUUCUGGAAGCCGCCUCCAGAGCUUGUCGGCAGCAUCUGGUCAGGGGAGAAAAAGGUGGUAGGUGGGGGGGGGUCUCGGGGUCUCGGCUCCUCUUGAGUACCAUGUGCAGUUUCUGGGAUGACCCUAAGCAGGUCAAGUCUUUCCCCCCCCAAAGUGUCUAUUGAUAUAUUUAUUUUGUGAAUUGUUUCCCAUGGCUUCUCCUGUGGGAAUGUUCAAGGUAGCAGGAGAGGAUAUAUUGUUUAUUAAUAUCCUUUCUAACUUGCGCUAGCAAGUUUCUUUACUUAGCAGAGUUACAUUCCCCUUUUUACAUGCACAGCAGAUAGCCGGUUGCAGGCUCGUGUGAGCCUCUCACUAUUAUACAAUUCAGUCUGUCUCAGAUUGAAUUGCACGUUCCUGGUAAGUUCCCUUGAAUCCCUCUUAAAAGAAUAAAGAUGCCACAAUCUUAUUCAAAGUCAAUAAGAGAAGUUUACUCACAUCAGUUCACAGUUGGAUCCCUGAAGGCAAUAUUAGUUACAAAUCUGUACAUGUGGAUCUGUGCCAUAUAGGGGAAUAAUCCCAGUGCUUCUGCUAGCUGAGAGCCAGCAGAGCAGUCCUAGCUAGAAGCUGGUCAAACAAAGAAGGAAGUCAAGAAGAAGGAAGGGUGCUGCGUGACUUGUCCUUUUGUUGCCUGGACAGGUGAGGUCACGCGCACCUCUAGUCACAUGUAAAGGAAGGAUGCUCCAGCCAGGAGGAACAGGAAGUUUUGACUGGCAGAACCAAACAUUCCCUCGCAUGUCUUCUCUCGCAUUACAAGGAAUGUUGUACUUGACUGCCUCUCAUGGAUCACAUCCCACAUUUCCCUCACCUCAUCCACAGCCUCACAGGUGCAUCAUUGCGGCCGGCCUCCUCUGGCUUCCCAUUUGCUGUCCUCAAAACAGCAUCAGAGAAUUGUAGAGUGGAAAGGGAGCCGAGGGCCACCCAGCCCAGCCCUCUGCAAUGCAAGGAUUGCAGCUAGAACACCCACGACAGAGGGCCACUCAACCUCUGUUUCAAGCCCGUCCCCUUCCCAGCUUGUCCGUCCCACUGUCCAAUGGAUCUUCCCAAAGUUUGUCCUAAGAUUUAGUCUGAAACUCCUUUCUUGCAACUGGAAGCCAUUGGUUCAGGUCCUGCCCCUGGGGGAGCAAGAAACAAGCCCUUCAGAUACUUGGAGAGGGCUAUGAGCUGGCCGCCUGCCGCCUGUUCGCCUCCCAGAUCUUUUUCUGACCGCUCUCCCCCUCCCUCCGGCCCCCACAGACUCAGGACAUGGUCCCCAUCAACAGCUACGACGCAGCCGGCUCCUUCUUGCUCCUGGGGUGCAACAACGGAUCCAUCUACUAUGUAGGUGAGUGAUGGGGAGGGGGCUCCUUGGCCCGGAGGUCUCCUCCAGCCCUUUCCAGGGCCAACGGGGAGCCCGUGCUUUCUGCGCGGAGGAAAAAGCGAGGGCCAGGCAGACAGGCCACCCAAACUCCUCUCUGCCGAGACCACAGAACACCGGUCUUGAAAGACCUACAUUGGCUCCCAGGACGUUUCUGGGCACAAUGCAAAGUGUUGGUGCUGACCUUGAAAGCCCUAAACAGCCUCAAAGGCCCAGUAGACCUGAAGGAGCGUCUCCACCCCCAUUGCUCAGCCCGGACACUGAGGUCCAACUCCGAGGGCCUUCUAGCGGUUCCCUCAUUGUGAGAAGUGAGGUUACAGGGAACCAGGCAGAGGGCCUUCUCGGUGGCGGCACCCGCCCUGUGGAACAUUCUCCCAUCAAUGUCAAAGAAAUUAACAACUAUCUGACUUUUGGAAUUACCUGAAGGCAGCCCUGUUUAGGGAAGUUUUUAAUGACUGAUGUUUUAAUGUAUUUUUAAUUUUUUGUUGGAAGCCGCCGAGAGUGGCUGGGGAAACCCAGCCAGAUGGGUGAGGUAUAAAUAAUACAUUUUUAUUAUUGUCCUCUUAGAUGUGCAGAAGUUCCCACUGCGCAUGAAGGACAACGACCUUCUGGUGACGGAGCUCUAUCGCGAUCCCUCGGAGGAUGCCAUCACCGCCCUCAGUGUCUACCUGACGCCCAAGAGCAGUAAGGGGCUCUCCUCCUUCUCCUCCUCCCCGCCCCCCCAUCUCUGCCUUCAGAGCUGGGCAAGGGGGGUCUGAGCAGCUAGCCCUUCUGCCCCCUUCUCCUCUACUUGCUUCAGCAAUGUAGCCCUCCCCGGGGGGCAUCUAGUCCAACCCCCUGCAAUGCAAGAUUCUCAGCUGGAUCAUGUAUGACAGGUGCCCAUCCAACCUCUGCUUAAAAACCUCCAUGGAAGGAGGGGCCACCACCUCCCCUUCCCAAACAGUUCCGGCUGUCAGGAAGUUCUUCCUAAUGUUUGGUCAGAUUGGACCAUGGAGCCCCUGGGGUUCCCUUCCAACUCUGCGAUUCUGUGGCUCCAUGACUCUGGAAUAUCCUUUAUUGCCUUUUGAAUCUGUUGGUUUGUAAUGACCAAUUAGGUUCUUUUAAUCUGUUUAGGUCUUUAACGUAGAUGAGACCCAGUACACCCUAGGAAAGCACAAGUCAACCUCAGACAACCAGUAGUGGUAAUAUUGCUUUAUUGAUUCAUAAGUAAUUCACCUGUCAAGACAAGGAAUAUGGACUCAACCAGACAUCCAUUCAUACGCCUUUCAUACUCACCACUCUUCACUCUUCUCUGAAUUGAUCAGGUUCAGUAAGAGCCACGGGGGACAGCGCUGUCAAAUGUCUGGCACACAACUUAGGCUGGAGGGCUUUGCCAUGUAUACACCUCAUUGUUCAUCUAAUGCUUGGCAUUACGCAACUCCUUACUCCUUGCUUUUGGCAUCUCACAUCCUUGCCCUUGGCAUCAUCUCACAACUCUUAUCUUACGAGCUCCGAGGUCCUUCUGGCCGUUCCCUCAUUGCGAGGUUACAGGGAACCAGACAGAGGGCCUUCUCGGUGGUGGUGCCUGCCCUGUGGCAUGCCCUCCCAAGGAAAUAAGCAGCUAUCGUAUUUUUAAAAGACAUCUGAAGGCAGCCCUGUUUAGGGAAGUUUUUAAUAUUUAAUGCUGUAUUGUUUUUAACACCCGAUUGGGAGCCGCCCAGAGUGGCUGGGGAGACUCAGCCAGAUGGGCGGGGUAUAAAUAAUAAAUUAUUAUUAUUAUUAUUAUUAUUAUUAUUAUUAUUACCUCAAAGGUCAUGUUGUGUAGCCCAUCUCCAUGCCUCCUUGUAUGUGCUGUUCUUGUACCGUUCCCAGCACACACUGUUUUUGCCAAAACAUCACGAUGUCUUCCGCAGUGUGGUGUAGUGGUUAAGAGCGGUAGUCUCGUAAUCUGGGGAACCGGGUUCGCGUCUCCGCUCCUCCACAUGCAGCUGCUGGGUGACCUUGGGCCAGUCACACUUCUCUGAAGUCUCUCAGCCCCACUCACCUCACAGAGUGUUUGUUGUGGGGGAGGAAGGGAAAGGAGAAUGUUAGCCGCUUUGAGACUCCUUUGGGUAGUGAUAAAGCGGGAUAUCAAAUCCAAACUCUUCUUCUUCUUCUUCAUUCCAUUAGCGCUUUUACAACACAGUUCAUGGACAGUUCCCUGACAGUUCCAAGACUUGGCAUCCAUUUUGUGGUGUUCUUUAGGCCCAUACAAACCAUACUGUUCGUCCCAGGUUCGAGUCCUGCCCUCCAGAGAUGGAGGAUACAAUCUUGUUCUGUGUACAGCCCUUCAGAUAUUUGAAGAUGGCUCUCCUGUCAUCUCUCAGUCUCCCCUUUCCCUGGCUAAGCAUCCCCAGCGCCCUUAGCUGUUCCUCUAAAGGCUCCCAAGCCCUCUCUGCAUUGUGUCCCGGAGAGGACCCGGGUCUCCUGCCCCACUCCAUCCAGCAAAGCCCCCCAGGCACAACCUGGUGGAGAUCCCCCUCCAGGUCCCCAUCACCCAGGGGCCUCAGUGAGCCAUGAAGUUUGGGUGACCCCGGGGGCGCUUCCGUGUCUCCCAGGCAACAGCGGCAACUGGAUAGAGAUAGCCUACGGCACCAGCUCCGGCACGGUCCGCGUCAUCGUCCAGCACCCGGAGACGGUCAGCUCGGGGCCCCAGCUCUUCCAGACCUUUGCCGUCCACCGCAGCCCCGUCACCAAGGUGAUGCUCUCUGAAAGACACCUCAUCUCAGGUACCGGGGAGGGGAGAGGGUGGCCGGGGGGGUCUGGCAGCCGAAACGGUCGAGGGGAGGAGGAAAGGUGGCUGCUUAGCUUAGGGAAAAGGAGAGGAAGAGGCAAGCAGAUGGAAGGGUCUAAAACAGGGGCUGUCAAGGUUUGCUGGCCAGGGGCCGGAUCAUUCCCACAGAGAUUGUCCGUGGGCCAGACUAGCGCAGUGCAACGCUGGAAAUCGCCUCUGCACAUGCCCAGACUCCGGAAAUUGCGCCUGAGCAGGCGCAAUUUAUGGCGUCUGGACAUGCGCAGAUGUGACUUUUGGUAUCUUGCCCCCCCCCUCCGGCCCUAGGAGUCCUCAUAAGGGAGCUGGUCCUGGAGGAAGAACUGAGGGGAGAGAUUCCAUCAGGCAAGGCCUCUUUCCACCUGCCUUGCUCUACCCUCUUCUCAAUGUGUAUUGUAUUGUUUUACGUACUGUAGUUUGCUGUUGUUUUAUUGAUUAUAGUUUAGAUAUUAUUGUAACUGUUGAGUGGAUUUCUGUUUAACUUUUAUAUGUUGAUGUAUUUAUUUUAUACUAUUCUAAUUGAUUGUUGAAUGUUACUUUUUUGAUGUAGGCUGCCUAUUUUAAAGUUAUGUUUUAUGAUCACAUUUUUGUAUUGCAUUAGAUUGUUAGAUGUACAUUUUUUGUUUUUUUCAGCUUGUAUACCACCUUGAGUAUUGUAAGAUAGAAAGGCGGUAUACAAAUUUAAAAGGAUGGUGGUGAUGGUAUCUGCGCAUGUGCAGAUGUGAUUUCAGGCGUCGCUCGGCGACUCCCUGCACUGGUUUAGCACAGCACGUGGGGGACUCGCUGAGUGGGCGGCUCAGUUUGGGGGCAGCUCAGGAGCCAGUAAAAUGGUCUUUGUGGACCACAUCUGGCCCAUGGGCUGCACGUUGCCGCCCCCUGCUCCUUCCCCCACGCCUCUCCUCUCUCCUCCCCAGUCUGCGCUGACAACAACCACGUCCGCACAUGGACCGUGACCCGCUUCCGCGGCAUGAUCUCCACGCAGCCCGGCUCCACUCCGCUGGCCUCCUUCAAGAUCCUCGCCCUGGAGUCGGUGGACGGGCACGGGGGCUGCAGCGCCGGCACUGACAUUGGCAAGUGGGGGCUGGCUGGGGGGAGGGAGGGUUGGGCCCCCAAGGGAGCUCCCCGCCAUUGCCUUGCCAGGCCUGUGACCCCCCUCCCUUCUCUCUUGCAGGCCCCUUUGGGGAGCGGGACGACCAGCAAGUCUUCCUCCAGAGGGUGGUGCCAGACGCCAGCAAGCUCUACGUGCGACUCUCCUCCACCGGCAAGAGGUGGGUCAGGGGAAGCCCUCCUUGGUGCAGCAGCAGCGCGGAGAUAACCUGCGGAACUCCCUCCCCCAGGAGGCAGAGACCAAGCAGGGUGGCUUGGGAAGAGGGCUGGACAGAUUCACCGAGGAGGAGAGGGCUAUCGAGGGCCCCUUGCUAGGACGGCUCUGUUCUGCCCUCCACGGUCGGAGGCAGGGAUGCUUCUGAAGCGCUGUUGCUGCAAACCGCAGGAGGGGAGAGGGGUACUCGUGCUCAGAUCCCAUGAGACUGGGGGAUCCCAUGAGUACUGUUUUGGGGGAACAGGAUGUGGGCGGGUGUGGGGGACUCCCUGGUCCUGAAUGGGGUAAGUGUGCCCCUGAAGGACCAGGUGCGCAGACUGGGAGUCAUUUUGGACUCACAGCUGUCCAUGGAGGCACAGGUCAAUUCUGUGUCCAGGGCGGCUGUCUACCAGCUAUACCUGGUAAGCAGGUUGAGACCCUCCCUGCCCAUAGACUGUCUGGCCAGAGUGGUGCAUGCUCUGGUUAUCUCCCGCUUGGACUACUGCAAUGCGCUUUACGGGGGUUACCUUUGAAGGUGACCCGGAAACUGCAACUAGUCCAGAAUGUGGUAGCCAGACUGGGGACUGGGAGCAGCUGAGACAACAUAACACCAGUCUUGAAAGACCUACGUUGGCUCCCAGUACGUUUCCGAGCACAAUUCAAAGUGUUGUUGCUGACCUUGAAAGCCCUAAACGGCCUCGGCCCAGUAUACCUGAAGGAGCGUCUCUACCUCCAUCGUUCUGCCCAGACACUGAGGUCCAGCUCCGAGGGCCUUCUGGCGGUUCCCUCACUGUGAGAAGCCAAGUUACAGGGAACCAGGCAGAGGGCCUUCUCGGUGGUGGUGCCUGCCCUGUGGAACGCCCUCCCAUCAGAUGUUGAGGAAAUAAGCAACCAUCUGACUUUUAGAAGACAUCUGAAGGCAGCCCUGUUUAGGGAAGUUUUAAAUGUUUGAUGAAGUAUUGUAUUUUAAUGUUUGGUUGGGAGCUGCCCAGUGUGGCUGCGGAAACCCAGCCAGAUGAGCGGGGUAUAAAUUAUUAUUAUUAUUAUUAUUAUGGUCCUCUGGUUGGUCUCUGUGAAAACAGGAUGCUGGCCUACAUGAGCCAGCCUCUUUCUCUGUUCUUAUGGAGCCUCCAGGUCCAGAAGCAGUCUACAUGUAUUCCCAGCUUCUCAGGGGUGUUUGGAGGCUGGACUGGAUGGGCCCCCUUUGUCCCUGACCCCUUCUUUCUUCUCCCCCCUGCCCUCCGCAGGAUCUGCGAGGUGCGCUCUGUCGACGGGUCCCCCAUCACGGCCUUCGCGGUGCAGGAGUGCGAGGGCUCCAGCCGCAUCGGCUCCCGCCCCCGCCGCUACCUCUUCACCGGCCACACCAACGGUAGCCUGCAGAUGUGGGACCUCACCACCGCCAUGGAGGUGGUGGGCCAGCCGGCAGGUGAGCCAGGCGGGGAGGGGGGCAGCGGGGCUGGUCGUCCCCCCACAGGAGGUCCCAGGUGCUGCCUUGGUGCCUGUCACGUGGGGAGGAAUCAACUGAAGAGCCAUGUGGGGGUCUGGAGGCCGGGUUCUGCCAGGCAGCGCAGGGCACUUCUGGCCCUCUCUUGCUUCCUCUCUGGGCUGGGGCUUUUCUCGUAGGGGUCAUCUGUCCCAACCCCUUGCAAUGCAAGGAGCACAGCUCUAGAAUCCCUGACAGGCGGCCACCCAACUUCCAAGGAGAGUCCACCACGCCCGGGGUGCACACGCCCCCGGAAUGGGACAGACCUCUCUGGGCAUCUUCCUGAUGAAGCGCAGCCUGGGACAUUCGCAUAUCAGUCCUGGUGCGCCCCAGUGACGCAUAUCAAAAGACAUGCGCAUGCUCACUCCGCAGAGUAUGGCAGAAACAAACGUGGAGAGUGAGUGUAGCAUUCUAAGGGAUUUAUUAAGCAGCAUAUACAAGACAGAGCAAGCAUGGCGUCCUCUCACUUCCCCAAGAGGGAGAGAAUAAAGAAAAGUACAAAAGGAGAGCACAGCGGAAGAGAGAUAAGACUGACUUCCGUUCUCACACUUUCCAAGCCUAGAAAGUAUACACAGACGUGAUGUAGCAAUCACACAUCCAGCAACGGAGGAGUGAAACUCUAACACUCCCAAGAUCACAGUCAUGUAAUUGUCUUCUCUGGCAAUCCCUCGUAGCCGAGUAAGAUUGUCUUCCAUGAACACGGCCUUAACAGUGAGUCCGUAAGUGACUGUGGAGGCCAAUUCUGGAUCCACACGUCCUUCCACAGUGGGAACAUUGGUUUCCGGGCAGGAGCUGAUCACUGUGUGGAUUUGCCAAGCGUGGCUUCCUCUUAGCACGUUUCUCCCUUGUGUCCUGAGUUCGAGUGUCUUCAAAGCCCAGGACACCUUUGGUCAAGGCUGUUCUCCAACUGGAGCGCUCGCAGGCCAGUGUUUCCCAAUUGUUGGUCUCUAUACUACAUUUUUAAAGAUUUGCCUUGAGUGAGUCUUUAAACCUCUUUUGUUGACCACCAGCAUUACGCUUUCCAUUUUUAAGUUCGGAAUAGAGUAGUUGCUUUGGAAUACAAUAAUCAGGCAUCUGCACAACAUGACCAGUCCAACAAAGUUGGAUGUUGUAGAGUUGAAAGGGACCCCCAAGGCAAGGGUCGUCUUGUUCUGCCCCCUGCAGUGGAGAAAUCUCCACUCAAGCGACAAGGACAGAUGACCGUCCAACCUCUGCCACCACUUCCUGAGAGAGCCUGUUCCACCAUCACACUUCUCUUUCCCUCAGAAAGUUCUUUCUGAUGUUGAACCGGAAUCUCCUUCCCUGUGACUUGAAACCACGGGUUCGAGUCCUCCCCUCCAGAGCAGGAGGAAACCAGCUCGUUCCCUCUUCCGUGGGGAUCUCCUCUCAGUCUCCUCUUUUCCAGGCUAAACCCACCCACCUGCUUCAGCCGUUCCUCCCCAGGGUUACUUUCCUGCAAUGGCUGUGCCACACACCAGCCCCUGGCACAGUCAGGCUGAUCACUUGCUGGGCCAAUAAAGUCCUCCUCCAUCUCUCUCUCUCCCCGCCCCCCUUUUCCUGCCUUCCUCAGACGCAGGGGGUCUCUCGGAGGAGGAACUUCUGCAGGAACUGGAGCAGUGUGACUUGGCUCUCUCCCACUCCCUCGAGGCCCCCCCAGCCAGGCCUUUGGCUCCCCCCAGCGCUCCUUGGACCGCCAGCACCAGGUAGAGAUUGGCACUCUGCGGGGAGGGGGGGAGGGAGGGCGGAGAAAGCCGACCCCCAGCCCAGCCUCCUUGCCGAGGGCUCACAAUUCCAGGCUAGCGGCUCUUCCCGAGGGGCAGUGGAGGCAGCUGCACCCCAUGGGUCACUCACUCUGUGUGGCAUCUUCCUGAGCAAGGCAUACCGGAGGCAGCGGCAGCCAACAGCCUGGUGGCUUCGAAAGAGGGCGGCACAAAGUCACGGAGGGGGAGAGGGCAAAGGAUGGCCGGCUGUGCUGGGCCUCUUCCGACUGCUGGUUGCUGGAAACCUCAGGAGGGAAGGGGCUCUUGUGUUCAGGUUUCCCUUAAUGGGCAUCUGGUGGGCAGAGGCAUACCCCUUGCACCCUUGGCCGGGAGAUGUCUCGGUGCCUCUGAAGCCAGGAGAGACCAUGGAGAGGAAACGCAACCAGCUUGCUUUGGGUGGCCUUGGCCAGCCUGACCACCCCCUUGGUGUGCCCCUGCUUGCUGGCCACGGGGAGCACAGGAUGCUGGACCCGAGGGGCUCCCCUUGGCCUCAUCCAGCUGCCAGGCUCUUCCUAUGGAGGCUUCUUGUGAUAGCAGAUCCUCCCUGCCCAGGAACAGUCUACCUCUGAAUACCAGAUAAUGGGGAACAUUAGGGGAAUAUGUUCGCACUUGGGUCCUGUUUGGGGGUUUCUCUUGGAGGUGUCUGGUUGUGAGAAGAGGCUGCUGGGCAAGAUGGGCCCUCGGCCGGAUCCUGCAGCCAGGCCCUUCUUGCGCCCUCCUGGCCCUCCCUCAGGGGACUCUAGCCUUCAUGGGCGCAGAUUAUAUCUAUAUAAGGUUCAUUAAAUUUUUCAAAUAUUUUCACAAUAAGCUUCAAAUCAAAUAAUUACCGGUAUAUUAUUUUGUAAGCUGACUUCCCACCCUCACUUCCACUGUGUUUAUCCUCAAAUCUUUUUUACUGCAUUAUUUAUUACAAUUAUUUUGUCGUUUUUCUUCCGCUGCUUUUAUCUCAAUUCCUGCCCGCGAUUUCAUUUGGCAGUAAUAUUUUUUCAAGAUAGUCCACAAAAGGCCUCCAUUCUUCUAUAAAAUGUUCCUCACUUUGUUCUCUUCAUUUCACUCUCAGCUUUGCCAUCUCUGCAGAGUCCGUUACUUUCAGAAGCCGCUCUUCCUUCGGUGCAACCUUUUCUUCUUUCCAUUUCUGCACAUGCAAUAUUCCAGCUGCUGUUGCCACGUACAGAAAUAGUUUCGUCCUCUUCUUCGGAGCUUCUGCUCUUUGGGGAGCAGCCCAUUUUAACGUCUUCUUCCUGUCAUUCCAGAGCAUUCCUCAUAAUCUGCCUUUGCUUCUUCUUCUUCCCCAGCAGCCUCCAGUGCCAAGACUCGGACGGCCCCCGGGACAAGGCGGCCAGGGGCUCCCCGGCCCCCGCCUGCCGCUUCGGCCGCGAGAACCCGCCCCCCCUGGACUCCCCCCACCUGCAGCGCGGAGACCCAGACAGCCGGCGCCUGAGCGGGAACUUUGUGGAGCGCUGCCAGGAACUUGCCCGCACCUCUGGGCUGGCCCAGCCGGACCCCCGGUGGGUCCCCAGGGAGCAGCAGGGGGCCAAGGCCAGGCGUGGCGGCGGGGGCCCUGCUGGCGGCGGGGCCACGGCGGCCCCGAGACCUCCCAGCCCAAGCCCCUCGCCCGGCGAGCCCCCGCUCCCGCUGGCCCCGUCCAAAGUGCGGCUCAGUGAGACCUCCUUCUGACCCUCCCCAAAAGGAGGCGUCACUCCGACCAAAGACCCUCGUGCAGCCGGGGGGGGGCAGCCUUUGCUUCCGGCCUCCUGCACCGCCGUGGGGAGGAGCGCAGGGCUGGCCUCUGAGCCCUCCUCUUCCUCCUGCCCCCCCCAAACGCUUGCACCUCCCUCCCCAAGUGACUUCCAGUCCUCUCAGGGUCUCCUUGCCCCCUUCUCCCCCGGCGCUGGGCGCUUUUCUCCCCAGCGAGGGAUUUUGCACAGGUCUGCAGCAGCAUCCAUGGGGGGACCCUUCUCCUCCUCCGUGGGGAAGGCCCAGGGGGUGGGGGGGUGGCUGUUGUCUCCCUCCCCCCCGCCCCCCACUGACAAGCCAAAGCUCAAUAAUGCCUCUCUUUUUUGUAUCAGUCUGAGACUGGCUAUGCAAUAAAAUAUGGAAGGCUGCCUCUGUGAGUGUCUUGGGGGGGGGGCUGGAGAAAGGAAGAAGAAAUAAAAGAAAAAGAAG
Molecule: messenger RNA, 18919 nt
Organism: Podarcis lilfordi (Lilford's wall lizard)
Lineage: Eukaryota; Metazoa; Chordata; Lepidosauria; Squamata; Lacertidae
Source: the annotation of a GenBank genome assembly